UACUCUGACUGAGUUGACCAAAAACCAAACAUUCUCCUCCUAUCACAGCUGGGGAGGAAAAAACAACCCCCCUUAUACAACUCGGCUGGCUCUAAUUCUGAUCCUGCUGCCCUUGUGCCACUGAGCAUCUUCCCUUUUGAGUAAGGCGGCUCGGGGUGAUUCUUCUUGCUAUAAAUCAACUGGUCUGUUCAGUAUUCUUUCUACACCUAUUAUUGGUUCCUUCGUCUUUGCUCCGUGCUACAGUAUUUCUAUUUCCUCAUUGAGUACGGUGGUCUUGUGGUGGUUGGUACUCCGGGUCGCGGUUCCUGCAGGCCGAACUCGGGGUCUCUGAUUGCGGCGCCAGGGCUCAGUUGUUCUGAUGAAAUGUUGAUAAUCGGCAGCAAGAGAGGAAGAUACACCGUGAGACCGGUCUAAUUCAGCGAAAGGAAGAUGAGUAGAUCUGCAUCUAUAUUUCAAGCCCUUUUGGUUUUUACAACCGUUGCUGCUGAGAUCCAAUGGAGCAGUGUAUCUGGCAUGUACUGCAAGGAUUUGACAGCAAGUGUUUAUCGGCCCCACAGUGUCUCAAUAACGGAGUUUGGUGCUGUUGGAGAUGGUAUGACUCGUAAUACAAAAGCAUUUCAGAAUGCAAUCUUCUACCUCAGCUCAUUUGCAAACAAGGGUGGGGCGCAACUUUUUGUUCCUGCUGGAAGGUGGCUCACUGGGAGUUUUAGUCUUGUCAGUCAUCUCACCGUGUCACUGGACAAGGAUGCAGUAAUACUUGGAUCUCCAGAUUCAUCUGAUUGGCCAGUUAUUGAUCCUCUUCCAUCCUAUGGGCGUGGUAGAGAACUCCCUGGUAAAAGACACCAAAGUCUAAUUUUUGGAUCCAAUCUAACUGAUGUAAUAAUAACGGGUGCGAAUGGCACCAUUGAUGGCCAAGGAGAAAUUUGGUGGAACUGGUUUCACAACCACACAUUGAAUUAUACUAGGCCACCUCUUGUUGAAUUUAUGUACUCCACCAGAGUUGUUGUUUCUAAUUUAACCUUCACAAAUUCACCAUUUUGGAAUAUUCAUCCUGUAUACUGCAGCCAAGUGCUUGUACAACAUCUCACGAUCCUAGCUCCCAUCAGUUCACCGAACACGGACGGCAUUGAUCCAGAUUCGUCUACAAAUGUCUGCAUCGAAGAUUGCUACAUCAGGAAUGGCGAUGACAUUGUCGUCAUUAAGAGUGGGUGGGAUGAGUACGGCAUUUCAUUUGCUUAUCCUAGCUCCAACAUUAGCAUCCAAAACAUCACUGGGCAGACAAGGAGCAGCGCAGGGAUAGCCCUUGGAAGCGAGAUGUCAGGUGGCAUAUCAAACGUUCGAGCUGUAGGUAUCCGCAUCGUGAACUCGGUGCAUGGGAUCAGAAUCAAAACCGCUCCAGGGCGGGGCGGGUAUGUGAAGAAUGUGUACAUAGCUGAUGUCAGCAUGGACAAUGUUUCAAUAGCCAUCAGGAUCACCGCAAACUAUGGUGAACAUCCUGAUGAUAAAUAUGACAAGAAUGCACUCCCCAUCAUAAGCAAUAUCACCAUCAAGAACGUUAUAGGUGCCAACAUUGGGGUUGCAGGAAUGUUGCAGGGAAUCCAGGGGGACAGUUUCAGCAAUAUUUGCUUAUCAAAUGUUACCCUCAGUACCAAAUCUAUGGAUCCAUGGAAUUGUUCGCUUGUUGAAGGAUACUCAAACUCUGUGUCUCCAGAAAUAUGUGAGGAACUCAGAACCAACCCUGGGCCAGACCAAGUAUGCUAUGAUGGUAACUAUCUAGCAUCAGCAGAAGUACCAUCACAGGCGCCACAGAAGUCGAGUGCUAGUCGGCUGCUAAAUCCUUUCCACAAAUUGGCUUCUGUAAGAGCUUAAUGUCCUCAUAGAUUUUUUUUUGUUGUGCAGUACAUCCUGGAAAUGUUUUUAACUUUUAAGCCUGCCUAUUGUAAUGAAGAUAAAACUGUUGGUGUUCUGUAAUUUUUUUAUAUUCCUGUAUGUAACGGAUUCUUACUUGAAUGCAAAAUCAGCGUGUUCAUCCUAUAAAAAA
Brachypodium distachyon (stiff brome) is the source of this 2041-nucleotide messenger RNA. Its product is annotated as probable polygalacturonase. The coding region runs from base 430 to 1869 and encodes 479 amino acids. Lineage: Eukaryota; Viridiplantae; Streptophyta; Magnoliopsida; Poales; Poaceae. The transcript is spliced from 6 exons. The record is from RefSeq and is a predicted model, not a curated record. Gene Ontology annotation, molecular function: polygalacturonase activity. Gene Ontology annotation, biological process: carbohydrate metabolic process.